AUGGCAAUCAAAUUUACUAAUUGGCCCUAUACAGCUGUUGUUACAGCCACUGCUGCUUUUGCUUUUGCCUCCAUUUCCCUAGUAGCUGCUACCCCUUUGGAAAAAAGGCAACCUAAAGUGUUUUCACUCGAUUUUGAUGUGGUUCGAAACAAUAAUACUGCUACAGGGCUUAAAAGGGACGAAACUAUUGAUGCAGAAUAUUUCGACGCCUCAUAUUUGGCAAGUAUCUCGCUUGGCUCGAACAAACAAGUUUUAAAUGUCUCGGUAGAUACUGGUAGUUCGGAUUUGGUGAUUCCAAAAGCCGGCGUGAAUUGUGAGGGACACAACUGUUUAUCCGGUGGAGUUUUUGAUCCGAGCGAGUCGACUACAUUUCACGAUCUUUCUAUUCCUAUUACUGCAUCGUAUGAAGAUGGGACAGUAGUGAAAGGUACUUUCGGUAAAGACGAUUACUAUUUUGCAGAUGGAACCAAGGUCCCGCAAUUGGAAUUUGGGUUGAUGUCUCAGAUGCCCAGAAAAUAUGGUUUGUUUGGUGUGGGGAAGAUAAGCAUGGAAUCAACCCCAGCUCACUACAAUAAUUUCCCAUUUGCCUUGAAAGAUGCAGGAAUAAUUGACACUGUAGCAUAUUCAAUGUAUUUGAAAUACCCAGAGUCAUCUGGAAGCUUUCUUUUUGGCGGUGUCGAUAAAGCCAAAUACUCUGGUGAGUUGGCAAUCUUGGAUGCCGCUAAUUUCACAUGGUUAGGUGUCACUUUGAACUCCAUCACAACCCCUAAGGGCCAGGUAAUUGCUAUGAAUGAGCCAGUAGCACUUGAUAGCGGGACCACGUACAUUUUGUUAGGACAACCUUUGGUUGAUGCAAUCAACAAGGAAUUGGGAUUGAGUCAAGAAGGUGUAAUUGAAUGUUCUCAAAUUUCAGCAAACAACCUGCCAACUUUCACAUUUAACUUUGGCAGUGUCAAUAUAACAGUUCCUUUGUCCGAGCUAUUUGACGUUGUAGACGGUGAGUGCUUCACAAGAAUCGUUGCCCUGUCGAGUGGUGCCAGUCUCCUUGGAGAUUCAUUUUUGAGAAGCGCUUAUGUUUCGUACAAUCUCGAGUCAAACAAAAUCGGUCUCGCACAGGCCAAGUAUACUAGCGACUCAGACAUUGUUGACUUUUGGUUCUAA
Molecule: messenger RNA, 1161 nt
Organism: Lodderomyces elongisporus
Lineage: Eukaryota; Fungi; Ascomycota; Pichiomycetes; Serinales; Debaryomycetaceae
Gene: SAP2
Product: Sap2p
Exons: 1
Coding region: 1-1161 (386 amino acids)
Biological process (GO): proteolysis
Molecular function (GO): aspartic-type endopeptidase activity
Source: RefSeq, a predicted model, not a curated record